Molecule: messenger RNA, 2361 nt
Organism: Pisolithus orientalis
Lineage: Eukaryota; Fungi; Basidiomycota; Agaricomycetes; Boletales; Pisolithaceae
Exons: 5
Coding region: 30-2066 (678 amino acids)
Molecular function (GO): protein binding
Source: RefSeq, a predicted model, not a curated record
CUCCCAAGAACAAACGAUGCCCUCCAUUAAUGACGAUCUCGGUCAUAUUUGGGUGGAGUUUCAAUGGACUCGAUAUUGUUGCUCAGCAACGUCUAUGUGAGAACCUCUAUACUGAAGGACGUACAGCCGAGGCCACCGACAUCCUCCUCGGUAUCAUCCGGACAUCAAACAAGGAGAGAAAUGAAAUUGUGGUUUGGAUCGCGGACUUCACCAAAAAAUGUGCUGCGAUGCUUGAGCAUGUUGGCGACGAUGCUUUCGGAUCUUCAAAACAUGACGACGCAAUAACACAGUACUCUGCUGCGCUGUCCCUCAAUCCUUCAAGUCUGGCGGUGAAAGCGGAUCCUUCCAGUCCCUGGGGCUACGAGGCCAAGCACGUGGCGCUUCAUGGCGCGAAGCAGUAUGACGACGCGAUCGAAGCUUUCAAGUCCAUGCUACUCAGAAUCGAACAGUCCCAUGACCUGGAAACCAUCCAACUCCGUAAGAAUUACAAUUCACCGUCUGACACGAUCGCGGCUAUCGAUUCUAUCGUCUGCGAGAUCUGUUGUCCCCUGGUCGUCAUCGACGUCACUACUGGUUGCCUUUGCGACGAGACUAAGCGGAUGAGUAUAUUCAAGGCUAAUCCGACAUUCAAAACACUUGUUUCAUCCAUGACGGAAAAAGUGGACAGGACGCAGAUCUGGCCGGUGGUCGAAAGUUUUUUCGGAUACACCAUGUUCUCGCACGCAUGGGAGGGGAAGGAGCCAUCGUUUCAGGAUGUCAACGUAGUCAACUCCGUGUGGGACCUUCCCGACACGCCCCUAAACAAUAAGUUGCGUGUUUUCUGCCAGGAAUCGCGCAGGCUCGGCCAUCAUUGGGCAUGGUCCGAUACGUGUUGUAUCGACAAGUCCACGAGCUCCGUCCUUAACCAAUCCCUCACUUCCAUGUGCAAAUGGCACACGAAUUCGGCGGCAACGCUUGUAUUCCUUGCCGGUGUAGCCCAUCCGUCCAAGCCUGGGGACCUUACGCGUAGUUUCUGGAUGACCCGAGCUUGGACUUUACAAGAACUCCUCUCGCCGAAAGUCAUAUUUUUUUAUGACUCCAAGUGGAAACCAUACCUCGGCAUUACCGGCGUGAACCACAAACAAUCUCCGAGGAUCAUGCAGGAGCUAGCAGACGCUAUAAAGAUUCCCCCCGGAGCCAUCGUCACAUUCUCUCCAGACGAUCUCGGGGUGCGUGAGAAACUUCGUCUCGCAUCGACGCGCAAUGCGAAGUUUGAUGAAGACGUUGCAUACUCUCUGAUCGGCAUAUUUAAGUCUGAUAUCAGGCCUCACUACGGCGAAGGAACGGACGCUCUCGGACAUCUCCUGGAGGAGAUCGUGGCUCGCAUUGGUGAGGUCACCGUACUUGCGUGGUCAGGGAAAUCGUCGUCGUACAACAGCUGUCUCCCGGUUUCGAUUUCCGUUUACGGCCAAAUUCCUUAUAACCCGCCAUCACUCAAAGGGAACGAAAUGGAAAGUUGCAUCGCGAAGCUACGUGACAAUUUUCCCAGACAAAAAGCGCGGAUGAUAUAUAAUAAGAUCAACCACCUGCCCCCCGCCCGUUUUGCAACCCGACGUCUGCACCUUCCAGGCAUCGUCUUCCCUGUGAGAAGUCUCGAGAAGCCAUGCAGAAACAAUGAAAAGUUAUAUCGUGCCCUGGUAUCGGGGCUUGGCGAAGUGGAAUUCACUACCGCAGAUCAGCUCUCGCUCAACGGGACACAGAAAUUCGUCUUCGCGCAUCCGUGGAUCGAUCAUAUCCGAGGCCUGAACAGUGGGGUUACCUGGAAAGAUGAUUCGGAGUCUGAUCCUGGUUCUGACUCGGACGAAGUUGCGCCAUCACACGCUACCCCUGCAGCUCAGGUUGACCACUAUACCCAGGCACUGGAGAUGAUCGCUCGCCUCGGACAGCCAUUCAACGCGUUGCUUCUCGUGCAGCAAUUGAAUGGAACGCACAAGAGGGUCGCUGCCGAUCGGGAGAUUGUCGUCUCGGGACUAGGAACCAACAUCACCUCCAGGCACAUUCGAGUGAAAGUGCUAGAAAUCCUUUGACGUGCAUGUGGGGACUGCUAGUGGUUAAAUCCGGUUUGUAUUUCUUCCUUUAGCGACCAUUUUUGUGUUCGCACUUUCGUGUUGGUUCCGUAGUCUUUGCUCCUCGUCUCCAUCAUACCCCUCCCGACGUCGUUACAUCUGUCGUAUAUAUGCGUGGUCCUAUCCGGGCCAACCAAAGCUACUCUUCGGCCAACGUAACUGACAUGAUAUAUUUGGUGGACGUGCUCCGUCCCGCGUCUUAUCCAAUCAUAUUCGUUUAUGGGUGUCAGGCGCCACCGAAUGUGGGGGAGAUGGG